Messenger RNA from Hemicordylus capensis (graceful crag lizard), 1910 nucleotides. It is a transcript of the gene DNAJC30, whose product is annotated as DnaJ heat shock protein family (Hsp40) member C30. The record is from RefSeq and is a predicted model, not a curated record. NCBI's taxonomy places the organism in Eukaryota, Metazoa, Chordata, Lepidosauria, Squamata, Cordylidae. Bases 272 to 967 code for a protein of 231 amino acids. The transcript has a single exon.
CCGGAUGACGUCACGCCGGGCGCGCGGCCUCUCUCGCUGGGACGCGGCUCUGGCCUCCCUGCAUCCCGCGGGCCUCUCGCGGCGGCCAAUGGCAUCCCCGGCUUGGUGUCACUUCCGGCCGGGAGGCGCUCCCGAUUGGCUGCCCGCCUGAGGGAGGGCGAGGCGACACACCGCCGGCCGGCUGCUGCGGUCUCUUGGGAGAGUCCAAGAUGGCGGAGGUCAGGGCUGAAGGGCCAGCUGGGGGCAGCUGAAGGGGGAGCGAGGACUGUUCAUGGCCCUGGCCAGGGCCCAGGGCGGGCUGAGGGGCAGCCCCCUCCCUUGGGCUCCCUGUGGGGCCAGAGCCUGGGCUUUGCCCCCCUCCCUGGCUGGCCCCAUAGCCUCCCGUGGGCUCUCAAGAGACCACUCCGAGCCAGGGAAUGGCCCGGCCCACCACAGGUCGCCCACAGGCUUGUAUGAGCUGCUGCAGGUGCCAGCCAGCACCACCCAGGCCCAGAUCAAGACGGCCUACUACAAGCAGUCCUUCCUCUACCACCCGGACCGCAACGCUGGCAGCGAGGAGGCGGCCGAACGCUUCACCCGCAUCAGCGAGGCCUACCUGGUGCUGGGCAGUGUCACCCUGCGCAAGAAGUACGACCAGGGCAUCCUUAGCCAGCAGGACCUCCGCACCGCCGGGGAGCCCUCGGGAAAGGAGGGGGCGCCUGCCUCUCUGCCCACCUCUGCCAGGAAGUCCCAGACCUUCACGUCCAGCCCGUCCCCCGCCAAGCCCAUCUUCGAUUUCGACAAGUUCUUCCAGGCCCACUACGGCAAGCAGCUGGAGCGGGAGCGCGUCAUCCGGCAGCGGCGCCGGGAGUUGCAGAAGCGCCGAGAUGAGUCAGAGAAGAGGUGGCAUUUGGACGCGCUGAACGAAAUCGGCAUCGCCUUCCUCUUCUUCGCAACCUUGGCCCUCUUCUUCAGCAUGAGGAAGUGAGGGGCGGGAAGGAAAGCCAGCUUGCCCACCCUCUUUGAACUUGGGGAGGACUAGGCGGUUUUCUGGGAGCAAGCAAAACCAGCAGUGGUGCUGAAAGGUGUGCCUGCUCCUGCCAAAGGCUGCACUGUCUUUGCAGCAGGACAGAAAUCUCUUUCAGAAAGGUAGCAUCCUGCCAGCCUUGGGAAAUCUGCCUUUUUCCUGACGUUUUGGCUAUAGCCAUGGGUCACUCAGAGGGUAACAUUCACAUUUCAGAGGCGUUUUGAGCAUUAGCAGCAGAAAGCAACUCUCCGAAUGCUGAUUCUGAUUAAAAAUGCAUUUUACCUUGCCUUAGAAACCCUGGUCCUGCCAUUCUGUUGUUGAUGGUUUGGGGUUCGGUUGCUUAAUCUGUCUUUUGUGAAUUGAAACUUGAAUGGGUUUCCUCUCCCACACCCAACUGCACUUUGAGGAGACAUUUAAUUGUUUAGUCAGUGUCGAUAUCAAGCAUGGUGGGGAUUUGGAUGCCAGGAUCGCCUCUAGCAUGCUGUUCUCCCUUUCUCUGUUGGGAGGGUGGAAUUUAUCUUCAGAGGUGGGCUUUGCCGCCUUUAUCAAUUCUGGGGAGUUCCCCUGCAUUAGGGCCUCAAAGUUGCUUCAGAAUACGAAAGAGCAGAACUUGAACACUGUCAGCAAGUCUUUGGGUUGUGUUAACAGAUGCCUUUUUAGGCAACUUGAAGAGAGGAGAUCUCAAACCUGCACAGUGUGUGGUGUCUUCUAAUAAUGUUGCGAGAAUCAUGUCCUUUUGAGAUCACUGUUAAUGGGGAAACUGUGCCACACAAAAUCCUCACAGCUCUUGCAGUAUGGAAUGAGGGUGUUGUGGUUUGAUUUGUAUGUAUAUACAAGGGAUUCAAAUAAAUAAUGUGUAUGAGCUUUAUUUUAAUAUAUAAAGACACCAAGAAUGAGUUCAGAA